CAGUGAGCACCAUGGCAACCAUGGCGCAGAUACUCCAAAGCUUUUUACGCAAAUCCAUUGAUGCGGGAGAUGCUCCUCAGCUCAGUCCCCAGCCAAGAGGAGCGAAGGGUUUCUGAGAGCUGAAGACAAGGUGAAGUAUUCCAGUUAAUGCAUCCUCCCCCCUCAGUGACACAAAGGGGACCAGUGGUAUAAAAGAAGUGUAUGUUCCCUCAACAUUCACACUUGACUCCCAGUCCUCAUCUUUCAACUUUCAGUCUCAGCUGCGUCCCUAAGAUCAGGAGCUAAGAUGACUUUCUACGAUGACAUUUACCCAUUCUACCCUCUACAAAGGACCUCCUUCAUCUUCAGUGGCAGCUUGCUCACCAUUAUUCUGGUCUUCCUUGUGCUAGCAGUCAGUCUUCUUGUCAUUCUGCCAGGGAUACGAGGGAAGUCGAGGCUGUUCUGGAUGUUUAGGAUAGUUAUCAGCUUGUUCAUAGGUGCGGUUAUAGUGGCGCUCAACUUCACUAACGACUGGGCUGAGGCCAGAAUGAUCACUAAUGCCACCUACAAGUCUUUCAGUAACGCAGUGGUUAACGCAGAGGUCGGCCUGCAUGUUGGACUGUACGGCAUUAAUGUUACACUGAAGGGCAAUCCUGUUGUACAGUUCAAUGAGACCAUUGACUACAAUGAGAUGUUCAGCUGGCAUGACACUAUUGAAGAGGAGUAUGAGGAAGCUCUGGAGAAAGGUUUACCCAAUCCCAUCCUGUAUAUUGCUGAGAAAUUCACUCUGAGCAGCCCAUGUGGACUCAUCUUUAGGUACAGCUUCUCUGGAAGAUACGCCUCUGCAACUCUUUGGACUGCAUUUUGCUGCUGGGUGCUUGCCAACAUCCUGUUCUCCAUGCCGGUCAUUCUGUACGCUGGGUACAUGACGGUGGCCACUGCUGCCUUCAUCUUUUUCUCCAUGGCCUCCUUCUCCACCAUCAUGAAUGUGCCGCAGUGUGUUUUCUCCAUAGGGACUGACUCCUUUGAAACAGAAUACAGCCAUUCAUUCUGGCUGGCUCUGGCUACAGGUGUUCUGUGCACCAUCAUUGGGGUUCUGGUGGUGCUGUUUAACUUUCUGAUACCAGAGAAGAUGAAAGAAGCUUUCAGCAGUGGUGUCGACAGUUAUGAAGAUGAGGACGUUUCUUAUGGAGAGGGCUACCUGAAUUCAGUUUUCCUUGAUGGAGUGACGAUUUCACCACUGACAUCGAAAGUCACCACAGAACAUAUAUGAAUCUAUCCAGGUUUCCCUCGGGAGCUUUUCCAGCCAAUACUUGAAGAUAUUUUUGCUGAAUGUGUUACAGAAGGAGUGUCUGGUUUAAUUAUCUAUUGUAUGUGAGCCUGUGAGUGUUAUGUGUUAAACGAUUUAAGUGUAAAUAGUUUAUUGCCAUGUUGCAGUAGUUGUAAAUAGAAUAUAUGAAGUUGUAUGGGAUCUAUACAAUGUGUAUAUACACUGAUUAAUAUGGAUUAUAGGUCUGUCACUGUUCAACUCGUUUGUUUGAUUUCAAUUAUUUUUAUGUGAUGAUAGCCUCUGUAGGAUUUCUUGCAGUGCAUGCACGUUGCCAAUGGGCGAUUUAAUUUGUGAGCAGUGUCAUUAUUACAUUACAUUAACUUUUACAGUGUAAUUAUUAGUUCAGUUCACAGCUUCUGAGGGUCCAAAUAAAUGUGAAUAUACAAAAGGAAACAGCCUGUGAAAGGUCAACUGAUUCAUCUCUAAACCAAGCAAAUGUUUUUUAUUGUCUUAUCUGUUUAUGGGUAACACUUUUUUUGCAGUAACACCUUAAUAAAAUGAAAACAAACAAG
This is a messenger RNA of Seriola aureovittata, 1821 nucleotides long. RefSeq names its product dual oxidase 2 (gene duoxa). The transcript has 9 exons. Bases 287 to 1252 code for a protein of 321 amino acids. Gene Ontology annotation, cellular component: endoplasmic reticulum membrane. The record is from RefSeq and is a predicted model, not a curated record. Gene Ontology annotation, biological process: protein transport. Lineage: Eukaryota; Metazoa; Chordata; Actinopteri; Carangiformes; Carangidae.